UGAUUUUGCAUUUCCGGGUAUGGGGCACUAUUCGUAAACAAAACAGUUCUCCUCCUUUUCAGCUCCUGCACGCUGCUUUGCAUGGCUGUACACAGCACAGCCAUGCAAAGCAGUGUGCUUACAGUGAAGCACAAACACAGGACAUGAUGUAAAAUGGCACACAGUUAACCCUUUGAUCACCUCACAUGUUAACCCCUUCCUGCCCAGUGCCAUUAGUACAGUGUCAGUGCUUUUUAUUAGCAUUGAUCACUGUAUUGGUGUCACUGGGAAUGUCAGUGACACCAAGUCAGUUCCCCCCAGUAUCAGAAUGCCCGCCGCAGUCCCGCUAU
Messenger RNA from Staurois parvus, 329 nucleotides. Lineage: Eukaryota; Metazoa; Chordata; Amphibia; Anura; Ranidae. The record is from the annotation of a GenBank genome assembly.